CUCUCGCUCUCUCUCUGGCCUGUGUGUGCAGCAGCAGAGAGAUCAGUGAGAUCAGUGUCUACCACAGUGUCAUCUACAGCUGAGGGUUGCGACAGCGACCAAACACUGCUACCUGCCACCUGCUGACAGCUACAGUGUGGACUUCCAGACUCUGUGGGCACAUCAUGGGUAACUGCACUUCGAGGACAAAGAAGAAAGGGAAAGGUGGAAAAAGCAACACAGAUAACAAGCCUAACGAGGAUGUCACGUAUGCCUCUAUUGACCACAGCACCGCCAAAGGAUCACCUAGAGCCAGAGCUACCACUGAUGAUGAUUGUGACUAUGCAACAGUUAACCUACCAGCAGCGGCACUCCAACCUGAAACUGUGUCCAAGUGCUCGUCUACAGAGGAGAACACAGAUGAUUAUGUUCUCAUGGGGUGAACAGAAACUAGGAAAUCUUAAUUCAGGUUAUUGCAUGAUGCAGGACUCGGGAAUGUGACUGUUAGUCAAAUCGUGAUCUUCAAACUUGAAGAAACUGUGACAAAAUGAAACAAAAAAAACACCCACAGUAGCUGGUUGCGGAAACAAGAAGCCCCCAAGAUGUUUCGCUCCACUUUUGAGGUAACCCCCACCCUGAACAUAACUGUGGUGUUCCUUCCUGAAGAAGAAUAACCCACAUCACGUUUGACGUCUGUACAGAAGAAACUCAACCUCAGGUGGAGGAUCUGUGGCUCUUCAGUCUGAUAUGAAACGCCAUGACAUUAGAACAUUAUUCAGAAUCAGUUAGUCAGAGGAAAAUGAACCUGGUGUUUGGCUUGACGAAUAUUAGCCAAUCAUAAGAACAGCAACCAAACUGUCAAAUCCAACAGCAUCAUAUACACCAAAUUAGUUACACCAUGACGUGAAUGACAACAUUUUAAAGCCACUAUGUAAUGAACUUUUAUAUUAUUACUUUUGAGUGUGCGACACUUGUUUUCUACAAUCAAACUUCUAUAUUACAGCAUCUUUUUUAAAUAAAUCUGAUUGCAUACACGUUAGUUUGCAGGAAAAAUUAGCCAACACAAUUAGUGUAGCCAGUGUGUACUACAAAUAGAUUUCUAAAUUGUCGUUAUGGUAACACAAUACUUGGAAGUAAAUGAAACCGAACUGUACCAAAUUCAUACUACAGGCUCUACACAGUAUGUAGAACGUGCACACUAGGAAAAUGGCAAACUAAAGUCAACUCAAAGCCUGCAGAGUUCUUUCUAUUUUUGAAUGUGCUAUUGAUGGGUCCUACUCUCUGAAAAUGUGUUGCACAGAGGAAAUUAAGCUCACUGCUGAGAAACAGAAAGGAAAUUGUGGGCAGUCUUGAAACAGCUAAAAAUAAAAAUAAGUAAUAAAUCUUAAGAAAAGAAUUUUUGCUUUCUCUCUGAGAGGUUAUUUCGGCUAACUAGCUCUCCAAAGUCACAGUUUAAUUGGCAUUUGAUGUUGCAUGCAUUAUAGUAUGAAAUGGUGAAGUAUACUUCCUUGUCUAGAAGUAAUAUUAAUUUUGGACAGAGCUUUGGUGUUUGGGCUUGAACUUUUUUUGCCAUUCACGCAAGAGGCUUUGUCAGUUUUCUCCAAAACAGUGAGCCCACCAGCUUCUGACAAAGCAAUGUUAGUUUCAACAUGUCACUAUGUGUUAAAUGUUCGUUAAAUGUUUUUUAAUAUAUGAUUUUGUUUGUAGAAAAUUUGCUCUUCAAAAUUAGUGUCUUACUUUCAGCAUUCAAGGGGUGUCUGUGCUACAAAAGUGGUGGAACUGUUUUUCCACCCUGAGAGGAAAAAGCAGCUAUGACACCCUGUAAACAGAAAGAAACACUGACUUUGUAGUCAGGAUGGCUAAUGCAAGCACGCCUGCUGUCACUCUAUGACUCGACGGCAGAUGAUCUUUAUCUGUUUUUGUUGAAACCUUUAACCAAAGUUUCAGUUGCAGAAACCCCACAUUUAUCAGCCUCAACCACCCUUUACUAACAACGCUCAUAUGCCCACAUGUCAUCCCAUCAAUGUUGGAAGAAUAUAAUGUUUAUGGCCUCAACUCAAACCUUCAUCUGCUUCCUGGAGUUCCUCAUUUUGCAAUACCGCUCCUGAGAACUACUGCACACCACCCAAAUAUACUACAAAUAGAUAUUUAAGGCUUGAGAAUUUAUAUUUUUCAUGUUUUGUAUGUGCAUAUAUAUUUGUGUCUAUGCCUGAAUCUACCUACAGGGUUAUUUAUAUGUUUGAGUGGAUGUUAAAUGGUAGGGCAGUGUAAUUUACUGUAAGCGCCUUUGUUUCAUUGUGGCUUCACUUAUCUUUUUUAAUGAUUAAACGUUACUACUUUA
Molecule: messenger RNA, 2320 nt
Organism: Epinephelus moara (kelp grouper)
Lineage: Eukaryota; Metazoa; Chordata; Actinopteri; Perciformes; Serranidae
Exons: 4
Coding region: 165-422 (85 amino acids)
Source: RefSeq, a predicted model, not a curated record